Messenger RNA from Haliaeetus leucocephalus (bald eagle), 2187 nucleotides. It is a transcript of the gene AAMP, whose product is annotated as angio-associated, migratory cell protein. The transcript has 11 exons. The record is from RefSeq and is a predicted model, not a curated record. Bases 1 to 1362 code for a protein of 453 amino acids. Gene Ontology annotation, cellular component: cytosol. Lineage: Eukaryota; Metazoa; Chordata; Aves; Accipitriformes; Accipitridae. Gene Ontology annotation, molecular function: protein binding.
AUGGUGGGCCGUGUGGGUGCGCGGCAGCCCCGCUGCAUGCCGGGAGCUGCAGUCCGUCGCGCGGGGGCUGCCGGGGGCGCGACGCUGGCCGGGAGGCGAGAGAGAAACUACAGCUCCCAGAGUGCACCGCGCGGUGCAGGGGUGGGCCAGACCUGCUGGCGGAAGGGGCGUGGCCCGGAUGACCUGGCCGACGAGAUGGAGGACGUGGACUUUGACGACGAGGGGGCAGAAGAGCCCGACGCCGAGGCUUGGGAGACUGAGGACGAUGAGGGGGUGGAGGACGGCAUGGAGGCGCAGGACGACAGCGAGGUCACGUUCUCCCUCCACUCGGCUUCUGUUUUCUGCGUGAGCCUCGACCCCAAGACCAACACACUGGCGGUGACGGGUGGGGAGGAUGACAAGGCCUUUGUGUGGCGCGUGAGCGAUGGAGAGCUCCUGUUUGAAUGCUCAGGACACAAGGACUCGGUCACCUGUGCUGGCUUCAGUCAUGACUCCGUGUUUGUGGCCACGGGUGACAUGUCUGGGCUUAUCAAAGUGUGGCGGGUGGACACCAAGGAAGAAGUGUGGUCCUUUGAGGUGGGGGACUUGGAGUGGAUGGAGUGGCACCCUCAAGCCCAUGUCCUUCUGGCGGGCACAGCUGAUGGCAACUCCUGGAUGUGGAAGAUCCCCAGCGGAGACUGCAAAACUUUCCAGGGCCCAGCAUGCCCGGCCACAUGUGGCAGGAUCCUGCCUGACGGGAAGCGAGCGGUGGUGGGAUAUGAGGACGGCACCAUGCGCAUCUGGGACCUGAAGCAGGGAACCUCACUGCAUGUCCUGAAAGGCCAGGAUGGCCACCAGGACCCCUUGACGUGUGUGGCCAGCAACCAGGACGGCAGUUUGAUCAUGACAGGCUCUGUGGACUGUCACGCCAAGCUGGUCAACUCCUCCACGGGCAAGGUGGUGUGUGUGUUCAAGAUGGAGAGCAUGGCCCCCAGGGCCCCCACCGGCGAGGGUGAGGAGGCCGAGUCCAACUCGGUGGAGUCACUGGGCUUCUGUAAUGUGAUGCCACUGGCUGCUGUGGGCUACCUGGACGGCACGCUGGCUAUCUAUGACCUCUCGACACAAAGCUUGAGGCAUAAGUGCCAACACGAGUCAGGGAUUGUGCAGUUGCUGUGGGAGGAGAGCUCAGCCGUGGUGUACACCUGCAGCCUGGACGGGGCUGUGCGGCUCUGGGAUGCCCGCUCGGGGAAGAUGAUCAGCGAGUACCGAGGGCACUCAGCCGAAAUCCUCGACUUUGCUGUCAACAAGGAUGCCUCCAUUGUGGUGACGACCUCUGGUGACCACCAAGCCAAAGUGUUCUGUGUCCAGCGCCCCGAUCGCUAGGAACUGUGCUAAGGGAUGGUGUCCUGGCUCUGCCAGGUGGCUCGUGUACAGAGGGAUGAGGGAGAUGGGUUUCACCACCCUUUUCCAGUGCGUGCUUUGUAAUUUUCCAGCCUGCCCUGCUUUGCCCUCGCCAUCUGGGGGCCAAGUCUGGGGUUUUGUAUGAAAAUGUCUUUUAAUUAUAUAAAUUAUUUCACUUAACUGGAUGCCAUCCACUCUGCUUGUUGGGGGGGAAGAGGACCUGGGGAGCUGUGCUCCCUCCCUCCUCAGGGAUCUCCCCAGCAUCCAACCAUGGCCUGAGGAGCAAUGGCAGACAGUUUUAUGCUGGGCUGGGUGGAGGCAGAGACCCCCAUCCUAGCUCUCCCUGUUAGGUGGAAAUGAGGGGUCGGGGUAGGAAGGAAGGGUGCAGUUUGCUAGCUGAGGGUAGAAUCCUGCUCUGUGCAGCCCAGGAGUUCCUGAACACAAUAGGCUACUCACUCCUAGACCUGGGCACAGCCCCCACUUCAGCCCCCAAGACAGAGGCCACCAGAAGUAAUUUGCUCCAGGAUACAGUACUGCACCUGUGACUCCAAACACCCCUUCCAGGGCAAGGCCACAUGCAUUGACAAGCCAAAGCCCCACAGCCCUUUAAGAUAGAAAGAUCUCCUUUAUUAAUGAACCCCAACAGUAUUUCUUCAGAUACAGGAGUUUUGAACUCAAAUACUCAGAAGAAAACAAGUUAAUAUUGCAUUAUUCUCAUAAGAAAUACUGCAACUUAUUUCCGGUAACAUAUUGCAAAGCGAAACAGCUUGAAAAGAAAAAAAAAAAUUAAAAAAGAAAAGAAAUUAA